AACCGGUUGUCCGGUCAUCGAAGGCUUAUUUGGGCUGAGAGUGACACACCGGAGUUGGCCCAUUUUGAAGCAUGAAUUGUUCAUAAUAAUUGGUUAUGUAUUUUUAUAUAUAUAUUAGAGGAUAGAUGUAUUGGUAUACCUCAUUUUUGCUGAGGUAGGCUAUAUCCAGGAAAUUCCAAAUCUCAUUGAAUGCAUAUUUUGGGUUGAGGAUGUGGCACUGAUGUAUAAAUAAAUACAGUUGCAUUAUAUUGCAAAAUUAAUGGACAACCUUGCCACCGAAAAGCAAAACUAUUAUAGGAGAGCCUAAACAUGUAGGGAAUCGAGCAAAACAUUGGUGAUGACCUGUUAUGUGAAAACCUUUACCUUUUACUCCUUUACCUCACGGUAGGCUUCACUGUGGUCGUAUUUAUUUUUUUUCAGUUGUCUUUCUUAAAAAUAGCAAGCUAAAGGAAACACUCCCGCAGUUUUACGUGUACAGUUCGUCACGAGUCCACAUAAAAAAAAAGAAGCGAUUAGGCUCGUGAGCCCUGGCGGCGGAAGGCGGUCGGUUCAGGCUCGUGCGCCCUGGCGGCGGAAGGCGUUCGGUUCCGUGCCAGUUUGCGCUGUCAGGGAAUUCCGGGGACGUGCGGUGACGUCAGAAGAGGCGUGCCUUUGUGUGUGUGCGGAGGCUCCGCCGUGUGUGUGUGUGUGUGUGUGUGUGUGUGUGUGUGCCUCUGUCCCUUUAAAAAAAACAGCUCGGCGCAAUAUGAUCCCUGCCGUCCUGGCUUCUGUGUGUGUGUGAGAGAAGGGAGCGAGCGAGCUAGAGCGAGAGAGAGGGACGGAGAGAAUAGACGGAACUGUAAGAAAGGAAACCCGAAGACUCGAAUAAACCAAACGGAAUAAUGAACUUAAACCCUCUUCAUGUCGCGAGUCGGCUUUGGAUUUUGAAGAAGACCUUACCGGAGUGACAUCUAAAACUUGGAAGUUGUGUGUGUGAGACGGGAUUAGUGGCUUUUAUUCCGCCGGUUGGUCGGGAAUCUAUCUGCAGACCGACGGGUUCAGUGGCGCUCGUCGGACACCAGGAAAGGAUCGUAUUUACGCCCAUACCUUUAACACAACGGUGUUUCUAUAGAUUGAUAUACCUUUGAUCGCUUUGAGGACGAACGGCGUAGCUCACUUCUUGCGUUUAACGGGUUGGAGAGACCCCAGGGAGAUGACUGACACCCGAAGCUGAGCCCCCGCACUGCUGUCAAUCAAAAACCUGCUGCUACUCCAAAAGGUCUUCAGGGUCCUUGGUGCUGUAGAAGUAGUGGGAGGCUACCGGCAGACUCUCUGGGCAUUAGUGUGAAGCCUCUUCUCUGCUGCAGUGGAGGGCUUCACGCAGACGGCUAGUCUGGCUGGAUGCAUCACGCGGUAGAGCAAUUUGGCGGGCGUGGCACACGGGAGCCCUUCCCUCUGGACGGACUCAACAGGGGGCCAUGGGCUCCCGUCGGCAGCCGCCCCUGGCCGCCGCCCACCAGGUGUUCACCUGGAAUGAGCCAACACCAGCUCCUCCCCCAUCUACCUCUCGGUCCAAUGGGCGGACUGAACCACCCGAAAUAUUUCAAUAAUGGACCCAUGCCGGUGCGGGGAGGAGACAAACUCGACCUCCCCCAACACGCCUCGCUGCCGGGCAUGCAGCGGGAGCAGCCGAGAGCCCCUCCGCCUCACCCCGCGCACCACCACCACCCCCACCCCCACCCCCCGCCGCCGCACAGGGGGUGGGAGCAGCUCGGCCAGCUCUACGACCCCCACCCGCCCCCGUCACAAGGGGGGCCCACGCCCGGGGACCACACCCUGCGACUGCAUGCUGGUGGGGGUGGAGGAGGAAGUGGAGGGGGAUGCUAUGCUAACAACGGUGGUGGUGGGGGCGGUGGUGGUCCUCCUCCACCCAACCCCCACCUCCCCCCGGGCAGAGUGGGCCAACUGCUGAAGUUCGGGGGGCCUCAGGAGCCCCAUGUCCCCAGGGCCCCUCAACCACUGGGGGAGGAGAUGUGGGCUCAGGUGCAGCAGCAGCAGAGAGGAGGGGGCUACCCCGUGAAGAUGGUGGGGGGCCAGCUGAAGAGACCGGGCCCUCCAAUGGGCGGGGAGCACUCUGUCAUCCAGCACACCCCCGCUCUACACCCCGCCUCCCGGCCCAGCCCCGAACAGGACUGCUCCGCCAGCCCCAAGAGGAAGAAGAGACCCGACCAGGUUCCCAACGGGGGGGUCCAGCGGUUCCCCGGGCCCCCGGCGGCCCCCCAGUCUCUCCACCCUCAGGCGGCGUCCCAGGGCCACUACCCUCCCCCUAAGCCGGCCUUCUGGAACCCCGUCGCCAAGGGCAACGCGCCCUGGCAGCCCCAGACCGCCGAGCGCAAGAGCCUGGCUCCGCACGAGUUCCAGGCGCGGACGGAAACCAAGAAGCCAGGCGGCUACGGCCACAAGCCCCCCGCCCCCGCCUCUGCCUCCACUCAUUCCACGCUCUCCCCCUCCCUGGGGGGUUACCACCCCGGCCCCCAGAAGACGGGCUAUCACCACCACUCCCACCACCUCCAACAACAGCAGCAACAACAACAGCAACAACAGCAACAACAACAACCACAGCCACCGGUGGUGAACCAGUCCCCCCACUCCUCGUACCCCCAGCCCGGGAGCGCCAAACCGGCCCCCGCCCCGCCCCGCCACCCCUCCCUGGAGCCCCACAGGGGCCACCAGGGGGCCUCCCACGCUCAGUCCCACCAUACGCCACCCAGGGGUGCCAGGGAACCAGCCCCGCCGCCCCGGUCUUCACCAGCCAACCCCCCAGCCGCGACCAGCAGCAGCGUGCCUUACAGUCACUUCCAGCCUCACGCGGGGCUGGGGCACCCGGGCCCCCCCGCGCCCUCCCCCCAGCCCACCAGCAGCACCGCCGUACCUCAGCAGCAACCCGGCACCGCCCGCGACGACUGGAAGUACCAGGGCCGGGCGGGCAGCCACUCGCUGGAGGCGGGACUCUACAGGUCCACCCAGAUCCUACCUCAGGGCCAACAGAGCCACGCCCCCUCGCUGCACCACUCCCACUCCCACCCCUUACACCACCACGUCAGCCCCCCUCUAGUGAACCCCACCCGUACCCCUGUGAUCACCCCCAACCCCCCCGCCCCUCAGCCCUCCUUCUCCGUCGGUGGCUACGGCAACAACAACAACCACAACAACAGUGGUAGCGUCAUCGGCGGCCGACCCCCCGGGGCUGUUUCCACGGCAACCACAGGGAGCUGCUUGGUCAGGAACGGCGGAGGAGGAGGAGGCGGCGUCGGCGAUGUACUCUGGCAACGAGAGCGGGCGCCGGCACCGCAGACCCCCAACCCCGCCCCCGCCCCCAACACCUUCCAGCGGGACGCCCUGCUGCAGUCGAGCUAUCAGGGAACCCAGGCUGGCUCCGCCCAGCACCACCACCACCACCACCACCACCCACAGCACCACCACCCACAGCAGAGGGUGGUGCACCGACCACAGCAUCAGGGAGCUCCCAGCGCCGCGCCCCCGCCGCCGCCCCCGCCCACACAGGGCGAGAGCGCCUACUACCGACGGACCACAAAGGCGGAGCAGCACGGCACGCCCAAACCUCCACCCCCCCCGCCGCCGCCGCCGCCGUCGUCCUCCGUGUCCUCGCCGGCGCUCUCCUCCUCCCUGUUCUCAGGUUUCCAGCGGGCGGGGGAGAGCGUGAUCACCAGCAGACCCUCGUCAGUCCUCCCUCCCUCCUCUGGUUCCCUCAGCUCCUACACUCCCGUGGCUCCGUCGGGCCCCCACCACCACCACCACCACCAGCACCACCACGCCGCUGCUGCUGCCCGACACGCCCACCCCGGCCUCCCCAGAGUGGGGCACCAGCCAGGCUCCACCCCCCAGGGCACCGGCCAGGCCCGAGGCCAGCCCCAGCUGUGUGCUCCGGUGCCGGCCUCGCAGUCCAUCGAGGAGGCCCUGGACAAACUGGACGCCGAGCUGGAGGGCCACAUGCAGGCGGAGGAGACGAGGAAGAGGGCCAGGGAGGAGGAGGAGGAGACGGAGAGGAAGAGGCGAGAGGAGGAGUGUCAGAAGAGGCGGGAGUGGGAGAGGCAACAGGAGGACAAGAGGAAGAAGGAGGAGGAGGAGGAGAGGAAGAGGCGAGAGCUGGAGAGGCAGGAGAGGAAGAGGAGGGAGCUGGAGAGGCAGGAGAGGAAGAGGAGGGAGCUGGAGAGGAAGGAGGAGGAGGAGUGCAAGAGGAGAGAAUGGGAGCGGCUGGAAGAGGAGAGGAAGAAGCAGGAGGAGAAGAAACGGCAGAGGGAGUGGGAGAGGAAGGAGGAGGAGAAACGCCAGAGGGAGAGACAGGAGGAGGAGAAACGCCAGAGGGAGAGACAGGAGGAGGAGAAAAAGCAGCGGGAGAGACAGGAGGAGGAGAAACAACGGAGGGAGUGGCAGGAGAAACAACGGAGGGAGUGGGAGAGGAAGGAGGAGGAGAAACGACAGUGGGAGAGGCAGGAGGAGGAGAGGAGGAGACUGCAGCUGCAGCAGAAGAGGAGGGAGGAGCAGGAGGCCAACGCUAAAGGCAGAAGAGAGCAGACGGCCAUGGACAACCUGGAGAGACUGCUGGCAGGCGACUCCUCGCCGCCCCCCGCCCUCCCUCGCCUCUCAAGCCCCCCCGCCCCGUCUGCGUCAGUCACCCAGGCCUCGCCCCCUUACCCCUGGCUGAGUCGCGGCGGGGUACCCCCCUGUCCUCCGUCGGCCCCGGCACCCAGCGCCGUCACCGCCGCCCCCGCCAGUACCCCCCUGGAACGACUGCGACCGCCCCCCCUCACCCCCCAGACGGAGUACGCCAGAGAGAAGCAGCGGCAGAGAGAGCUGUGGGGCCACAGCCCCCCCACGCUGCACCACGCACCGGGGUUGACCCAGUCCCCCUUCCCCCCGACGCUCGGCUCCCCCAAAGACCCUUUGAGGGGCCCGCAGCCCCCCAGAUCCCACCCGGGGCCACUCCCCUCCCUGCCCACCCUUACGCUGGGCGAGCCCCCCAAGCUGUACCAGGCCUUCCCCAGGGAGGGGCCGCCGCCCUCGGCCCCCGGGGGGCUGCUCCUCCGGCCCCUGGACGAGGACUCUGACGGCGGGCCCUUCGAGGAGGAGCCGUCGGAGCUGUCCACGCUGCUCCCCGACGGCCUGGCCAACAUCAUGGCCAUGCUGGACGAGUCCAUCCAGAAGGAAGAGGCCCUGUGCGUCGGCGGCCGGCCCCCCGGCGGCGACCCGGCGGCGGCGGCUGUGGUGGGUGGCCCGGGCUACCUCUGCGCCCCGGACCUCAUCCCGGCGCCCAAGCACCCGGCCAACCAGGAGGAGUUCGCCAGCCCCCCCGUGCUGAGCCGGCAGGGCUCGCUGGCCUCCCCCUGCAGCCGCACCUCCUCCUUCAACGAGGAGGACGAGGAGGGCCCCAAGGCGGCCCCCGGCGCCGGGCCCCAGCUCUUCCAGCGGCCCCGCGUGGGGCCGGGCCCCGAGGAGAACACCAACUACCGGCACAGCGACCUGGCCAAGCUGUACGGCCUCCCCGAGCUCAGCAAGAGCGAGGCGGACGAGGAGGAGGACGAGGAGGAGUCGGAGACGCCCUCCUGCUCCCCGCCGCCGCCCCAGAGGCCCCACCUCCACCAGACGGGCGUCAGCAGCAUGUUCAAGUCCCUGGCCACCGUCAAGGAGAGCCAGAGGUACGCGUACCGCGGCGGGCCCUUCGGCAGGCCGCCGCCCUCCGCCCUGCUCGGGGUCAAGUACUCGUCGUCGCUGUCGCUCGGGCCCCACAUCCACCGGCAGCAGAAGGAGGGCAGCUCCCCCACCUCGGACCCCAGCCACCCGGGGUUCAGCCCCCCCGUGGCCCCCGACCCCAAGACCUCCCCGUAUCCCCUGGCGGAGAGCAAGGCGGCGAUGGCCGACGUUCGGAGGGAGGCGACGGACCAGAGGACGGCGUUCGUCCCCUCCACCGUGGAGCCGGCGGACAUCAAGGAGGAGGCGAUGGAGAAGCUCACCACCAUCUCCGAGACCUCCCUGGCGGAGCUGGGCCGGAGCUGUGACGUCCUCAUCGGUCGGCACGCCGACAAGAGGAGCUCCCCCGAGCGCCACAUCAAGCUGGAGGAGAGGGGACACGCGUCGCACGGGAAGGAGAAGGAGCGCGAGAGGACCAAGGACAAGAGCCGAGAGCGGGCGAGGGAGAGGGACGGGGAGACGAAGAGGAAGCACAGCCACAGCAAGAACCACGAGGAGCGCAAGGAGAGGAAGAAGCAGGAGCGGGAGAAGAGGGCCGACAUGGCCUUCUUCUCCUCCUCCUCCUCCCCCGCCCUGUCCUCCCACUCCGGCUCCGGCCACCGCAAGCGCCACAAGGAGGGCAAGAGCCACAAGGAGAAGGACCGGCGGAUCCUCGGAGACCUGGACCUCCAGAGCAAGGAGCAGCGCGAGAAGAACCGCUCGCACGACAAGAAGAAGCAACGCAAGGACACGACGGCCGGCUCCGCCAGCGAGGGGGAGCCCGGCGAGUGGACGUCCAGGGGCGAGGCGCCCUCCUCCUCUUCCUCCUCGUCGCCAAGCCGCCUGGACCCCGAGGCGGAGACGACGGCGGUGGCGGGCGCCGACGACUUCCUGAAGCUGAAGGCGCUCUCGGACGGGCCGCCCAAGGAGCUGAAAAUCCGGCUGAUCAAGGUGGAGAGCGGCGACCGGGAGACCUUCAUCGCCUCGGAGGUGGAGGAGAAGAGGAUCCCGCUGGAGGAGAUCACCAUUAGGAACAAGGCGGGGGAGAUCAUCAGGGCCUGCAAGGGAUCCAGGGUCAAGGGGAAGUUCAGAGAGUCCUACUUGCUUCCGGCCUUCUCCGUGAAGCCCCCCACCAUGACCUCGGAGGUGCCCCUCCCCAGGGAGAAGCUCUACCCCCCGACGCCCAGCAUUUAUCUGGAGAGCAAGAGGGACGCCUUCUCCCCGGUGCUGCUGCAGUUCUGCACCGACCCCAAGAACCCUGUGACGGUCAUCAGAGGCCUGGCUGGAUCGCUUAGACUCAACCUGGGCCUGUUCUCCACCAAGUCCCUGGUGGACGCCAACGCGGAGCAGGCGGUGGAGGUCCGCACCCAGGUGCAGCAGCCCGCCGACGAGAACUGGGACCCCAGCGGCACGGGCCAGACCUGGCCCUGCGAGAGCAGCCGCUCCCACACCACCAUCGCCAAGUACGCCCAGUACCAGGCCUCCAGCUUCCAGGAGAGCCUGCAGGAGGAGAAAGGAAGUGAAGAGGAGGACGAAGAAGAGGGUGACAAGAAGGAGAAGAAGCCAUUGAGUUGUCUUGACACCCCCAGCAAGGAUCCACCUAAAGAAGCUGGCAGCAGUGGUGAGCAGAAGCCAGUGGGGAAGAUCAUUAAAUUCGGCACUAACAUCGACCUCUCGGACCCCAAACGGUGGAAGUCCCAGCUGCAGGAGCUGCAGAAGCUGCCCGCCUUCAUGCGCGUGGCGUCCAGCGGUAACAUGCUGAGCCACGUGGGCCACACCAUCCUGGGCAUGAACACCGUGCAGCUCUACAUGAAGGUCCCGGGCAGCCGCACCCCAGGUCACCAGGAGAACAACAACUUCUGCUCGGUCAACGUCAACAUCGGCCCGGGGGACUGCGAGUGGUUCUCUGUGCACGAGAACUACUGGCACGCCAUCAGCGACUUCUGUGAGAAGCACGGCGUGGACUACCUGACGGGGUCCUGGUGGCCAGUGCUGGAAGACCUCUACAAGGCCAACAUCCCCGUGUACCGCUUCAUCCAGCGGCCCGGGGACCUGGUGUGGAUCAACGCCGGCACGGUGCACUGGGUCCAGGCCGUGGGCUGGUGCAACAACAUCGCCUGGAACGUGGGUCCUCUCAAUGCAUACCAGUACCAGCUGGCUCUGGAGCGGUUUGAGUGGAACGAGGUGAAGAAGGUGAAGUCCAUCGUCCCCAUGAUCCAUGUGUCCUGGAACGUGGCGCGCACCGUCAAGGUCACCGACCCCGACACCUUCAAGAUGCUCAAGCACUGUCUCCUGCAGUCCAUGAAACACAUCCAGGUGCUGAGAGACCAGCUGGUGGCCGGGGGCAAGAAGAUCUCCUACCAGAGCCGCGUCAAGGACGAGCCCGCCUACUACUGCAACGAGUGUGACGUGGAGGUGUUUGACCUGCUGUUCGUGACCAGCGAGAGCAGCAGCAGGAAGACGUACGUGGUGCACUGUGAGGACUGCGCCCGCCACCGCAGCCCCAGCCUGGCCAAUGUGGUGGUGCUGGAGCAGUACCGCAUCGACGAGCUCAUGACCGCCUACGACUCCUUCAACCUGUCGUCCGUGUCUGGCUCCCGGUGACAGCCCUCCACCUCCACCUCUCAGUCAUAACCAAAACUCCUGCCAGCCGGGACAAAACACAGCAUUUCACUUUGCAACUGUCAUUAUAAAAAAAAUAAAUCAAACCUUUUUUUCUUUUUUACUACUGCUAAUACUUGCCGAACAGCCAACGGAAAAUUCCAGUUUACAUAGCAUUCAAAUACCGCCAAUCAAAAAAACGCCAGUUUACUCUCAGAAGGUGCACUCCGCCAGCCAGUUGCCCUGGCAACGAUGAACUUGACGACCACGGUGCAGUCAGUGCUGCCAUUGAACAAACGACAAAGGAGCGGUCUGACGGCAUGUUUUAAUUGUUUUUUUUUACCGUGUUGAAUACUGAAUUUUGUACAUGCUGUUUGCGAUUAUCGUGGAGUGCUUUUAUGAGAAAAAAAUAAUUUAUUGUGUUGAGUUUUUUUCUAAACUAGAUCAGCCUAGAUAUAUACCACAUUGGCCUUGUCACUUGUAUUUAGAAAAAUACUAAGAAUAGAGAUAUGAACAUUUUCUAAAGCAUUAAGAAUAUGAGAAAAAAACGGUUUGGAAUGCUUCAAAACAUACGGGUUGCAUAGACUUUGGUUUUUUUCGGGACUUCAUCUUGAAUUUUUUUUUUGUCAUUCAGAAUCGUGAUGUGUGAAUCUUGUUUUUAUUAUGACAUUCUACAUAUUUUAUUUCCUUGUUGAGAGUUAAUAUUGACCAUCAGGUUGUAAUUGUCUAAAAGCGAUCGUCAUCCAGUGGGCUUUGUUUGUGUGUCUAUAUCAUAACUGUCGAAUGUUUCCCCUUACAUUGUACAUGUCUCUGUUCCUCUUUCCUUUAUUUAAAAGUGUUUCUCUUCUAUUUAUUGGACAUUGGUUUUCUCCAUAGGAUCGUUCAUCAAAAGGUGCUAAGUGUCCCCUUUGUGUCUGUUUGGUAUAAAGUGUGGACUAAAGAAAUAUGAGGUCGGGCGAGGGACUACUGUUUACCUGGUGCUUGGCUCUCUCCCCCCUCCAUCUUUAUCUUGGACAUAACACCACGUUUCCCCUGUAGCUCACAUAGACGAUACUACUAACAGAACGCUGUCAUUGUGUGUGUGUGUGUGUGUGUGUUUAUUAGAGAUGAGAAACAGUUAUUUUGUUUAUCGUGUUUUCAUUUCUCUUCUGGGUUUAUGAUUUUUUUUAUUCCAUAGGGGGCAGGGUACUUAUUAAGAUGAGAUUUUAAUGAUAUUAUCUGUUGAAUACUAUGGGAUAGAUGGUGCUAAAUGUUCUUUUUGAACACAUUUUUUUUGUUUUUCCUUGUUCGUUAUCUUUUUAAAUGAGAUUUCUAUUUUUCCUGUUGCAAUACACCUUCCCCCUCUAUUUCCCUUUGUGGUCGAUUAUUUAAAACUGCACUGUUUAGAGAAUUUACACACCAACACUUGCAUACACACACACACACCAAACUGAGCCAGACAUGUCUUAAAACACUUUGUGAACUUGUGUGACAUUACUAUGAAUAUUAAUAAACGCUUUUUGAUAAACUCAAA
This is a messenger RNA of Gadus macrocephalus (Pacific cod), 9841 nucleotides long. RefSeq names its product lysine (K)-specific demethylase 6B, a (gene kdm6ba). Bases 1381 to 8331 code for a protein of 2316 amino acids. Gene Ontology annotation, biological process: heart development; regulation of gene expression. Gene Ontology annotation, cellular component: MLL3/4 complex. The transcript is spliced from 23 exons. The record is from RefSeq and is a predicted model, not a curated record. Lineage: Eukaryota; Metazoa; Chordata; Actinopteri; Gadiformes; Gadidae. Gene Ontology annotation, molecular function: histone H3K27me2/H3K27me3 demethylase activity; chromatin DNA binding; RNA polymerase II cis-regulatory region sequence-specific DNA binding.